This is a messenger RNA of Ichthyophthirius multifiliis, 12436 nucleotides long. RefSeq lists its product as hypothetical. NCBI's taxonomy places the organism in Eukaryota, Ciliophora, Oligohymenophorea, Hymenostomatida. The record is from RefSeq and is a predicted model, not a curated record. The transcript is spliced from 23 exons.
UUCUUCAAAUGUAUAUUACAAUUUCAUAACCUCAUCUUUUAAUAUCUUAAUUAAUAUAAUAUGCAUAAUAUAUUGGAAUAUUAUAUAUUACAUUAAAUUUUUAAUCGUCUGCUAAACGUUCUUAAUUUAGCCUUUCUUCCAAAUUAAAAAUUCUUUAAUCCAAAAUAUUUCUUCUAUCUUAUUUUUCUUUAUUUAAAUUAUGUUCAGCGUUUUCCCAUUUUUCUCUUAAAAUUCUUAUUCUUUAUUUGUUUGGGGAUUCUUCUUAAUUAACUCUUAUAGAAGAUUAGAAAGGAGAGAUAUAAUAUAAGAAAAAAUAUAAACUGCCAUAAAAGUUUAUAAUCUUCCUUUAGAUUAUGACGUUUAAUUAAUUUUGGAUACUUUUUCAAAAGUUGGAAAUAUAAAAGAACUUCGUUAACUUAUAUGCGGUUAAUUGAUUUAAGUUUCUAGUUAAUCAAUUUUUCCAUAUUCAUCAAAUAAACAAGAAACUACUUAUUACUAGUUUUAAUUUGUUCCCUAAACAAUAAUUGAAAAAGAUGCAUUUAUUGAAGUUACCUUCCCUUCUGAAUUUUUAGCAAACGCUAUUCCAAAAAGACCAGAAUGCUCUAUAAAAAAAGAAAAUGAUUAAUAUUUUUAAUAAGUGCCUUGUGUAACUAUAAAUAAUCGAAUCGUAAGAGCAGAUGUUUAGAAUAUACUAAAGAAUAUCUUCACGAUUGUAAUAGGAUAAAUAACUAAUCCCUAAUAUAAAGAUUAAUCUGGAUAAUUUUCUAUAAGGACAACUUAUUUGGAAGUAACUCAAGAUUAUUCAGAUACAUUUGGCUAUGUAGGAUUCGCUCCACCACCUUUAAUAAUUUAGGAUCCUUAAAUAUACAGAAUAAGUAACUAUCGUAUUAGUGAAGGGUCGUCAUGGGAAUUCUAAUUUAGAACAUAAAAUAGUUAUGGACCAGGAAACAGUUUAAGAUUUACAUUUCCAGAAGGAUAUCGUUCCUUAGGAGUAGGAUGUGAUAUAGUAGGUUAGUUUGGAAAAACGGCAAAAGCAAUACUUGCGCAUAAUUAUAGAACAAUAACCUGCUAAAGCGUUAAUAAAAAUAUUACUGAUAUAAAUAUUGCAAGAGUAAUAAAUAUGAUAAAUCCUGAUUUUAGUGGAAUCAUGUAAGGAUUUAAAAUUGAAGUAUUGGAAUUAGAUUCUUCUUUAGUUUUAGAAAAAGUAGAGUUUGGAGGAAAUAUAUAGAUAGAGCCAGGAAUAAUGAAGAUAAGUUAUAUAUCUUCUGAUAGCUUUAAAUGGUCAAAAUCUUUAUACUCAUUCUUUAUUAAUUUAGUUAACCCUGUAGGUUCUAAUGAUAGACUUUAUUUAAAUUUUACAAAUGAAUGGAAAUUAAAUGCAAAAAAUUGUACAAUAGUAAAUGGUUUCGAACAAAAAAAAAAUGAAAUGAUUUAUUGUUACUUAAUUCCAGAAGCAAAUGCCUAUAGAAUAGAAAACUUUGAAAAAAUAGAUUCUACAAAAAGACUAGUACUCUCAGUAGAAGUAGAGUCUCCUCAUUACGAAAACUAAUAUCCAGUAACAAUCGCAACAUAUAACACUCUGAGAAAUGCUGUAGUAGACAUGAAUACAGUUGAUAUAAUGAUUAAUUAAACUUACGGAGUUCUUGAAAAGUUUAGUGUGAAUCCAGUUUAGGCUCCCAUAACACUACGAGCGGGAGAAAUAGGGCCUUUAGAAAUAACUCUUUUUUUGAAAACGCAAUUACCAAAGACUGAUGUGGGAACCUUUGGUAAAUUUAGAAUAGAUAUAUUUCCUUAAAUAUUAAAGCCUGAGCCUUAAUAUGGAAAAUUAGUCUGCUUUUUUUACGCUGAUAAAUACUCAGGAGGUUUAAAUGGCGAAAACUGUGAUAAAGAUUGGGAAUUGGCGAGAACUGAUCGUACAGCAUUAAUAUAUUUAACACCUUUAGCGUAUUCAUUCAAGGAGAGUGAAAUUCCAAUAACGGUGACAACUUAAGGUAAUUUUGCUGGAAAACCUAAAGGAGUUCAAUUAAAUCCCCUUGUAUAAAGAUAUUUGUUUCAUAUACAUAUGUGGAAAUUUAAUGGUAAUAUAUUUACACUUGAUUCUACUGGCAAAGAAGUUCCUCCAGGAUAACCUCCAGAUGAAGUAUAUUUUACUGAAUUUAUUCCAAAACCAGAUGCUAUUAAUGAUGGAUCUGCAAAAGACGUUCCUAAUCCAGCCGGGUAAAUUUCAGAUUUAUCAGCUACAGUUUAUAGUGCCGGAUAGUUUACUAAUAUUUAAAUGAAAUAUAAUCAUUUGAAUGAUUUUAUUAAAGAUUAUACAUUAAGAAAACCUGAAAAUAGAAAUUAUAUCAUUAGAAUAGAAUUUAUUGGAUCUGCUUGGGAAACUAAUUUGGGUUGGGGAAAUGCAGCUAAUUUAGCCGAUGGCGAUUAAUGGAGAAAAGGAGAAAAAACACUAGGAUUUACUUCAAAGCAUAAUUAUUUAAUUAAAAAUUAUCCAUGUUAACUUGAGGGUAAUAUAUGGGAACAUAUAGAUCUGACAUAAAAAGCUAGUAAUUGUGAUUUGAAUAUAAGAGAAUAAAAAGAAUCAUUAAACGAAUAUCCUUAUUUGUAAGUUAAUUUAUUAUAGACUAAUUUCAUUUCUAAAACAUCAUAUAUAAAAAUAACUAUUCCUAAAAUAAAAAUUUCUAAUAAUGUCGAUUAUCCUGCAAUUAUUAAUUUUAAAAUUCUUGAAGAAACUCCUGGAUAAAGAGACCCAAUAGUUCCUAUUUGCUAAAUUGAUAAUAAAUAAAUUUUUGUUGUUACAAAAUUUACACCAUUAAGCCCUUAAGUAAUUACUGCAACUUAAAAUAAUCUAAGAUUAAAUACAAAAGAUAUUAAAUAUACUUAUACGUUCCCUUAAAGCAAUCUUGAUUUAAAUUAUGCUGUAAUAAUCGAAUUGCCUAAAGUAUAAAUGUUAUUUGGACCUGUUGCUUGUACUGGAGGUACAUGUUUGAAAUAUGACUAUCCGGUCAAUUGGAUUGUUUUUACACCUAAUAUUGCCUAAUUAACUACUGCAAAAAUAGAGAUAAUAGAAAAUUUUAUUACUAAUCCUGCUUAUAAUACUUAGUUCACUAUCAAUUCUUAUGUAUGGUUUUAAUAGUAAUUAGUUAAUAUAGGUUCAGGUACUAUUACUUAUCCUUAUAUGACAAUGACUGGUGGAAUAUUUAAACUUGAAGAAACAACACAACUAUAUUAAUCAAACUAAGUUAAAAAUACAAUAUCUUUCACAUUAGAAGAAGCUUUACCUGAUAAUGGCUAUAUUUCAUUAACAUUUAAUUGCCAUAAGCUAAAUACAGUAACAAAUUUCUUUUUUGCAACUACCGGAAUCACUGCGUUAGAUAAUUAAGGAAUAAGAUAUAUAGCAGACAGUGAUUCUAAGUUAGUAAUAUUUAACUUAAUGACAAUAGCUAAAUCAUCGUUAGUAACAAUUGUAAUUUCUUUAUAAUUGCCAAGUACUUUAAUUUGCUUGAAGCCAUUGGUAACAGUAGAAUUAGGUUACGAAUUUAAAACAGCUUUAAAUUCAGGCGUAAUGUUGCAUAGUCCAUCACCAUUAAGUUCCCAUUAGAUUCCUUCUAAUCCUUUAAUUUCAAGUACAGAUACUAAGUAUUCAAACUCACACUUUCUGUAUUUAUAUGCUACUGUAUUUACUGACUUCACUGUACAAUGGGCACAUUCAACUCCAGGUUAGUACAAUAUGUUCAUAUUUUCAUUUACUGUAAGCUAAGACAUUCCUGCAUAUGAUCUGGGAGGUAGAUUGUAACUUGAAUUCCCAACAUCAGAUGAUGAAGGAUUUGCUUUUAAUACUGAUUUAAAAUAUAAUCCUGGUAUUCUUUCUCCUAUAAAUGAUGAAAGUACUAUAGUGGGCACAGUAGGAGAAACUUUUCUCUCUACAUUUAAGAAAGAUACUUCAAAAAUUGUGCAUCAAAUGAAAAUUGCCUUAAUAUAAGGUGAUUUCUAUGUAACUGAAUUACCUGUUGGCUAUUUUAAUUUACCUUACAAAGAAAACAAAGGUAAUUUAGAAGAAUGCAAAUUAAGCACAACUUUUGAAUAUUGCAUAGUAUUCGAAGAUUCAAACUGGGUAGUAAGAAAAGCAAAAGCCGCUUUGGUUCCAACAGUUACUGGAAAUAUUGAAUUAUUCGCAUUAACAGAUAGAUCAGAAAUAGAUAAUAUUAACUUCUAAUCAUAUAUUUGGAGUUAAGGUAAAUUGACAAAUGUUGUUUUAGAAGUAAUUAAUAAAACAGCCUGGGAUGCAGCAUAAGGAUUGAUUACAAAUCUUGCUAUAGAUUUGGCACAAUGGGUUACUUAUGGAGAUGCAAGUUUUAAAGUUCCAGUUUCUAAGAAAUAAGUAGACAUAGUAGUAUCAUUCAAAAUUGCUAAUUAAAUUCCUGCAGAAGGUUCCAUAGAAAUUAGAUUUAAACAUGCAACACCAUUUAAGAUUUAUCCGAAUUGCAAAUCUCACAUAUCAGGUGGUAGUUAAUUAUUAUCAGCAGCUUAAGUAGAUGUUGCUUAAAAUGGAGAAAUAGGUUGUGCGAUAUAGUAAGAUUAUUCGUGGUAUAUUACAGGUUUUAAAAAAAUAUCUGGAUCAAAUGAUAUUUAGAUUACUGGAUAAAUUGACAUUCCUAGUACUGUAGCUCCGAUUUCUGUAUAGGUUUUUACUUAUGCAAACUAAGAUGAUAGUUAAAUUAAUUUAAAAGGAAAAAUUAUUGAUAAAUCGAGCCCGGUUGAUUCUAUUUUUACAAUUGGAAAACCUGCUUCCUUUAUUGAUGGAAAUAUAUUUUUGUAACAAUCAGAACCUUUAAAAAUUAAUUAUUAGGGUUUUUUUAAAGUUUAAGUAAAUUCUUAAUAUCUUGAAUAAGAUAUUACUUUCGUAUUUUAGAGAGUUUCUGGAACUAUUUAAGGAUUUAAAUCUUUAUUUGCAAAUAGAGAAAGUAUCGUUUGUUUUGCUUAAAAUGUUGAUAAUCCAGAUAUUACAAUUCCUUUAUUUUAUAACUUUAAUAAUUAUUUAACUGAUAUUGCUGCACCUAAUUUAUCAAAUGACAUAACUAUUAAAUGUGAAAUAGAGACCAAUUUACUAAUUCCUAAUAAAGACUAUGUCAUUACUUUGGGUUUAUAGGAUAAAACUACAGGCGUUUUAUCAGGUUUAACAAGCUUUUGGCCUUCCAAUACAGGCAUUUUCAAUGUUAUUAUAUCAUCUAAAGCCUAAACUAAUUACCAUAUUGAAUACAUAGAAAUAUAUCCUGAAGAAUUUACACUUCUAGAACUGAUUUCUACAAAUAAUUUAUCAGGUUAAUCCAAUUUAUUAAUAUUUACUUUUACUCCCAAAGUCAAAAUUGCUGUGGAUUAUGAUUACCUAAUAAUAGAAUUAAAUACAAAAUCAUUAGAUGGUACAUCUGUUUUUGAUGACGAUUUAGGUCUUUCUUCUUAUGAGAAUUUAAACAAAAUUCCAGCUGAUGUUUAAGGAAAAGCUAAUUUAAUCGCAACAUGUAGAAUAUCAAGGGGACUUUCAGCAAAUAAUAUUGCAAGCAAAAUUAUAUGUUUUUUUAAUGCAGACAUUAGUACUUCUGAUAGAAUAAUGCUAUUUCUUCAUGUCUAGAAUCCUAAUAUAUUAUUAUAUUAAAUGUAUAUCCCUGUCAUUGUUUAUACUUAAACUAAAGGAAAAUUGCCGAAAACUAAUUGGAGUAUUUUAGAGUUUUCAUAUUUCGUUGUUGAAAUAUCAUCUGCUAAAAUCUAUAACAAUGAUAGUUUUGAUCCAUCAAAAUAUGAUAAUAAUAUCACUUUAAAAUUCUCUUUAUCAGCCUCAAUUAGCAAUAUUGAAAAAUAUUAUUUUGUAGUGUAAUUUAAUUUGCCUUAUCUACCUCUUUCAAGUGCAUCUCCGUCUUGUUCAGUCGGAAAUAUAUAUGUCUUAAUUAAUAAUAAAAUGCUUGUUUGUUAACUUACAAGUCCUAUUGCUACAAAUUUCAUUGAAUUCAAAGAUGUUUUCGUUUUCGAAAAACAAUCUAUCCUUUAUACAGCAGAUUAACUAAAAAUAAUGGGAUGGGCAAUAACUAGAAGUAAUGCCCUAUAACCUUAAUCAACUUCAAUUGAUUUCGAUAAUGAAUGUAUUGAAUUAUUCACUUGGGAUGGAGAUUUAGAACCUUCUUCUGUAAUCCUUGUUGGAAAAUCUAAAUUUGCAGUUAAAGUCAGUGCUACUUAUACAAAUUUACCAUCAGGAAAACCUUUUGAUAAAUUUGAAAUUAUUGACGAUAGAUAUAUGGAAACAGAAGAUAAUUUAGGUUCUGGUUAUGGGACAUUAAUUAUUGAAAAUGUUUUGGCUCCAGCAAAAGAUUUUAUUAUAGAUUCAAUAACGAAUAUAGAAUUUAUUCCUACUUUAAAAGAUGCUUUAGAUAAGUAUAAUGAUGCUAAUAAUGUAUAAUUUGACAGUAAACCUUGUUCUUUAGUUUGCAGAAUUAAUGGAAAGUUAUAAACUUAAUGUGAUUAUUAAAAUAAUAAAAUUGUUUUCGGAAUUAAUGCAUUAUUUGGAGAUUAAUUCAGAAUUACAUUAGAUAUUGUAUGUUUGGAUAGUUUUCCUGAAAGAAAAAUUUUAGGUUAAUUAAAUGAUAUAAAUAAUAUAUAAGACAAUUUAAAUGUUAAGAUUAAAUUUCCACCAGAUACUAUGAUUCAAGAUUAUGAUAAUAAGACUACAGGUUUAAAUGUUAAGUACAAUAAAUUUUAAUUAAAAACUGUAUUGGAAGAUGCUCCGCUUAGAUUUUUAAUAAGAGAUUCUUAACUCAAUAUGUUAAAAGGUUUUAAAAUAAUUUUAGAAAAUGCAUUAUUAGAUAAUCCUUCAGUCCCAGUUAAACCAGCAUCACUUAUUGAUGUUUCUACUAUGAAUGGCUAAUAAACUGAUUUAAUAAUUGAAAUUUUUACUGACAAUCCUACAAUGGCUGCCAUUUUAAAUAAUGAUACUGAUUAUGAAUUAUAAGUUAAAUUCUUAACUAAUUCUGGAUUUUUUAUUAAAAAAGAUUAUAAAAUUAUAUUUAAAGGUUUUGAUAAUAUAGCUAUUGAUAUUUUAUAUUUUCAAAACUACAUUACCAUUAAUAACAUGAAUAAUAUUAAUAAUUAUAUUAAAUUAUAAAAUUUUUAUUUGACUUCUAAAUUAAAAUCAGAUAAAACAUCUAUGUAUAUAUAAUUGCAAACGCAACAAGCUUUUACUUUAUCUACAAAAAUAGAUGACUUGUAUUUAUUAGAAUUAAUAUUCCACCAAAUUAAUGUAUAAGAAGCAUUUGGAGCUACUGCUUAUGAAGAUUCAAAUAAAUUCCUAUUAUCUUAGGCUACUCCAUUAAAUCCUUUAUAGGAUAAUAUUAUGAAUGACAAAAAGCAUAAAGUGAAAAUAUGUGCAAAUGAUGGUUUUUUCUUAAUUAAAGAAGAUAAAAAACCUUUAAAUUCAAUAGAUAAUUUAUAAGUAUUUUAUGAAUCACUCUAGGUAUCAGGUGCUACAAUUAAUAAUGAUCUAGGAUCUUCUCAUGAAGCGUAUAAAUAGAUAUUUGAAUUAAAAGCUGAAUUACUAGAGAUAAAAGCUGUUUAAGGCAUAUAAAAAUUCCUAGAAUGUUUAAAUUUAGAUUAUAUGGGUAGAUCUUUACCUGUUUCAAUAACUGGAGACUUAACAAUUUAAAUAACAGGACUAGAUGAAGCUCCGAAACCAACGUCAUGGACUACUUUAACAUUAUAUAUGUAUGUUCUUCCAAGCAGUGGUUUAAAAACUACUACAACAAUUGAAUAUGAAGUAAAAGCUAAGAUAAAAAAAACUGACACAUAUUAUUUUUGGGAAGCAUAAGUAGAUUACAUACAUCACUCCAUCUAUACGGCUAAUAAAGACUUUUGCUAAUUCUUGGCUUAAAAAUCAGUUAGUUAAUUUGAAUUUGGUAUGCCUUACUUUAUGGAAUUAAAUUAUAAUGAUGCUACACCAAAUAUUUUUUAAUUUAGACCUCCUUUAUCUGCAUUAGAAAAAGAUACUAAAUAUUUAAUAAAAGGAUAACAUACAAAACAAACGUUAAACUUCGUAAAAAACUUAAAAGUACCUGCUUAAUAAUAAAUAGUUAUUACAUAUGGAUUAACUAUGGAUAAUAUAGAUUAUUAAUAUGUUAACUUUAAGGAUCCUUUUAAAUAAUUAAAUACUCAAUAUGCAAGUAUUACUUAAGAAUAAUUCAAUUAUCUUACUGUAUAAUUUAGUUUGUAAAGUGUUUCAGGUUCAGGAAUAGAUUAGACUGUUUACAUAGAAUUAAAUCAUAUGAAUUGGGAAAAUGUAGGAAAUGAAAUUAUCGACCUUGCUUUUACAAAUGUUUAUGUUGGAAAUUUUGGUUAAGAUACUAUAAAUGUAUGUAAUUCUGCUCCUACAAAGCCAAUAUAAAAAUAAAAACCUGACCAAAAUUAAUACUCAAUAGCAAUAUCUAGAGGUAGAAUUAAUUUAUAUUCAGAAGGCUUUCUAAAAUUUGUUGUAUACAAUCAACAUACUAUUUUGGAAGGUUCAACAAUAACUUUGGAACUGCCAUAUGAUAUUUUCGAACCUGCACUUCCUUUAGAUUAUAAAUUUUUGUAAUAAACAGCUGAAUAAUCACCAACUGUUUUAAUCCCAAAUACUACCAAAUUCGAUGCAGCAGAUGGUUAAAUAAUAAAAAUAAAAAGAAUUGAAAAAACUUGUAAAUAUGAAAUUACAGGAUUUAAAUAAAUAAAUCCUUCUACUUCAACUUCUAUAAUCUAAAUAACUUUAGGUUACAAAAUUAAAAAAAUACUUUUGCCUGCUAACUUUUAUAUAAAAUAUGAAGUAAAAGGACCUAAUGGUGGAGUUACAGAAAGUUAAACUCUAAAUAAUUAAUGGGGUUCUUCUGCAAAUAAUAUUUAUUUAUCAGAUCAAACUGUUGAGUUACCUUUAAUAACUGGAAUAAAAGAAAAUUAUUAAUAUAUAAAAUAUAUUGAUAGUGAAUAAGUAGGUCCCUUAUCUUUUUAAUUUAAAUUAAGUACAAACUCUAUUUAAUCAGUCGAGAUUACUAUUCCAAAUGAUUUUCAAUCGCCAGCAGCAGCUACUCCUGCUUUAACACCAACUGAAUUUUAUUUACGUUACUAGAAAACAAAUUAAGCAUAUUGGGUAUAUUCUCCAGAUAUAAAAAGUAUUGAAAAUACAAUGAAAUUAACUUUUCCUUUAUCAAAUAUUGAUUAUUAAAUAUAAGCUAACCAAUAAUAUACUGCUAUAAUUGAAGGAUUCUAACUUUAAUAAACAUACAAAUAUCCAAAAACAACGAACUAUAAAUAUAUGUUAUUCUUCAUAAAAGCAAUUCAAGCUUCAUUAUAACAAGAAUAUAAAAGAAUAUAUUAUGUUUAAGAUCCGUUGCCAAUAAAAGCAGCAGAUUUUAAAUUCAUUGCCUUACAUAAAGAAUAUAGUCACUGGACAGUUUAUAGAAUUUAAGUAAUUACGUAAGUAGAAGUUAAAUUAAAUGAUGAAAUUUGGAUAGAAUUUGAAAGCAAACGAGGUGCUUGGGAUUAUGAUUAAGCCUCUGGCGAUUACUUAGGUACAACAUACAAAAGAAAAACUCUAGAUUGCACAGAGAAAUUAAGAAAAAUAGUUUCAGACAAAAAACUAAUUUGUGAAUUAUUCCAGAGAGGAGAAUAUGGUCUAAGAAAUAUUUGGCCUAAGAUCCGGAUUUUAAUUACCAAAGACAUAGCUAAAGGUAAUAAUAUUGAUAUUUUAAUUGCAGGGAUAAAAAAUCCUCCAAAUACAACACUAGUAGUAGGAGUAAAAUUAAGUAUAAGAACAAAAGCUUUAUAAGAUCCUAAGGAUUUUCCUUUAGUAGCAAGACAAAUAAAUUAUAGUUUUUUCUAACCAAACUCAAUUAAAGCAACAAUAUAUGCACCAUAACCAAGUAACUAUUAAAAUAGUUUGACAGCAGAAGGAACAACUCAUUCAAAAUCAGUUAAGCAUAAAAUAGUUUUAGGAUUUUCUUCUGCACCUAAAGUAGGAGAUUGGAUAUGUAUAUAUUACACAUUAAAUAAUAAUUCUGAAAUGAGUGAAAUUUGCUAAGCCCCAGAUGAAUGUUUUAUUUUUCCUACUUUAGGCUAAGUAAUUGUAAAAAUAAAUAAUUCCUUUAUUUCAGCUGCUUUACCUGCAAAUCAUGUAAACUUUAGUAUAGAUCAAAUGAAUAAUGGACUAUAUAGAUAUGCAGGUAAUUUCAACAUAGAAUAUUGGGAUAAUAGUGGUAAUUUAGUAUAAGCUUAUACAACAGAAGGAUUAAAAUAUGAAUAUGAUAAUAAGUAAAUAAAUAAUGACCCUUUAGGAAAACCUUAUCCACAAUAUUCAGUUGAAUUUUAACCAACUUUAACUCCUUUAGAACCUGAAUUUAUAAAUAAAUAUUGGUUGUCCGAUUUUUGGAAUAUAGCAUAAAUAAAAAUAAAAGGUCUAUGGAGAUACUCAAAUAUAAAAACAUUCUGGAUAACUUUACCAAGGCAAAUAGAUACUUACGAUAAAAGAUAUUGUAAUGCCACAAUAAUAGAUACAGUUCUUCAUAAACCAUAUCCUAGUAAUUUUAACUGCGUAGUUUUAGAUAGAAUUGUUGGUUUGGAGUUAACAGAAACAAUACCUAAAUGGGAAGAAGGAAAACACGAUACAUUAGAAAUGUAAAUCUAUUUAAAAUUUUUUAUAAAAGAAUUUUAAUAACCUAUUGAGACUGACUGUUUUUGGAUUAGUACAAGUGUAGCAACUAUACUUAAUACCAAUUUAGAUAAACUAUUUUAAUUAGAUGAAUAUGAAGGAGUUACUUUAACCUGCAAAGCAAUUAAUAUUUCCCCAUAUAUACAACCGAAUUUAAAGGAACUUACUUUUAACACUUUAAGUUUUUAUGACAGAAAAGCUCGGCCAAAUCAAGAUGUGGAAUUAUACAUGCUAUUAUAACCAAAAACUUCCGUAAACUAAUUUAAAGUUGAUAGAAUAUUAUUCAGAAUUCCCGAAGAGUUUAACUAUCCCCCAGUCUAAUAUUUUAACGAUUGCAGAAUUAUUGGAAAAACAGAUGAAAAAGCUUAACUUUGUAUGUUAGAACGUAAAUUUGCAAGGACUUACAUAACAGUAAUACCGAAUAAUGAUUAUGACCAUUCAGUAAAAAUAAUAAAAAUACAGGAUAAUGCAGACAUAAAAUUAACUAAAGUUUUCCUCAAAUCUCCUUUAAUGCCAGGAAAUAAAUAUAAUAUAACAGCUAAUCUUUAUUCUGGAAACCGUCUUUUAGAAAAAACUACAAUAAAUAUGGCUAGUGUUGUUGGAUUCUUAUUGCCUGAAUUAGAUUAUAAAAUAAUAUCAAAUUUAGAUUUUGCUAGAAAAAGUUUAUACAUAUUUAAAUUUAAAAUCGGUAAUUAAAUAGCAGUGCCAGCAGGUUAUGAUUCUUAAUUUGCAACUGUAUAUUCAUCUAUCGACUUUAUGUUUGAAACUAAUUAGGGUUUUUUGAAAAAUCUAGGUACUGGAUUAGAUACAGGAGAUUAAUUGGGUUGUGUUUCUCCGACUUUAAAAACUACUGUUAAAAAAAGACUUAGAUGCACUCUCAAAGUUGGAACUGGUCCUGAAGAUCUUCCUAAAAUUAUUGUUUAGGAUUAUGAAGCAAUACCUAUUAAUUAGUCAGUAGUUAUAUAUAUUACAGAUAUUCAGACCCUUUAAUAAUUUGAAUAAGUAAAUAUAAAAGUUGGAGUUAAGUUCUAUUAAAAAAAAAAAAAUGAUCAACCUUACGUUUAUGAUCCAUUGAGUACACUAAAUCCAACCAUAGUUGACAAAGCAGUAUUAGAUUUAUUGCCUAGCGGAGCCCCAGCAAUUCCUAAUGAAAUAAUAUAAAUGGAUCCUAUAAUUGACAAUAAAACAAACAAAGUAUGGGACACUUUUGAAUAUACAUUCAAAUUCAAAGGAAUACCUUUAAUAUAAAAAACUGAUUAUAUCGUCUUUAGGUUCCCGAAAGAUUAUUUUUAUAGGUUUAGUGAUUAUUCAAGCGUAGAAGCAAUCGUAGACGGAAAAAAAGCAACAGAUAUAUUUGUAUUUGUUUAUGUAGCUCCAGAUAUAAUAGUUGGAGGUCAUAAUGGCAUGGCUUACAAAUUUUACUUUAAAAUCGGACAUUAAAUACCUGAUGACCAAGGAGCAGUAAGUAUAGUAUUCCCGUCUCUUUACAAAUAUAAUCUUUAUACAAUGGAAGCUUAAUGUAAUCCACUUAACUUCCCUGAGACUAGUAAAGUUUCAUGUGCAAUAGGCUCAUCUAAUAGAGUAGAUGUUUUUCUUAAUGGAUUUUAAUAUAAUGAAAAUAAUUAAUAUGGUGUAGUUGUUUCAAAUGUUAAUUCACCUAAUGAAAUUAUGGACUUAAAUAUGCUGAAGCAUAUUCAGUCUAAGGAAAUUAAUACGGCUUGA